AUGGAUGGAAAAGUGACUGCUAUGGAUAUCAACAGAAAUGGUGAAGUAGUGUGGACAGUAGAUGCAGAUAAAAUGCCUUUGUUGUCUAGUUCACUCAGCCAGCAACAUUUAGUAUCGGAUAAUUAUCCAUAUAUGUUGGUUCCGUCACUUGAUGGUUCUUUAUUCAUGUUCAAUGCAAAAACUAAUGCAUUAAGCCCUAUUCCAUUGGGCACUGAUAUGCAUAUUAUGAUUGGAGAUGACGAAAUUGCUGGUGGUACAUUUGUUACAUCUACCGGAGUCGAUCCCCUCAAUGGCAAGAUACGAUAUCGAUGUACAUCAGGAAACUGUGUACAGUAUGAAGUUACUGGAAGUGAUCCAUCAUUUUUCACACUUAUAAUGCGGAAAAAUGGACAAAUUGCUCGCGCUGCAGAUCCUGUUACUGGAGAAGAAAAGUGGAAUGUGUCAGUUGGAGAGUACGACGUUAGCAUAGUUUCUUCUGACCAUUCUUUUCGCUUCGAAAAAGUAGAUGUUCCUACUCAUGUGAACUUUCUUUUGGAGCCACCGGAUGGUAUCGUUUUAGCAGUUGAUAGUUGCGGAAGAGUGAAGUGGUCAAGACAACUAUCAAGUCCAAUAGCCAAAGUUUGGCAGGUGAUUCGUGGCAAAAUCUUUGAGAUAUCACUGUUCUCAUAUGAUACAUUAAAGGCUUUGAGCGAUUUUAGUGGGAAUGGCAAGGAGUUCAUUUCCAAGUAUGAAGUACCGUUUUAUUUCGGAACUGUAAAUUCAGAACCUUAUAUCAUACCAUCAGAAUUCAUGCGGGAAGAAUUACGUCAUAUGGUAAGGGCGGAGCAAAAACGUUACGAACCUAAAACAUUUUCGUCGCAUAAUGCUAGAUUUUCUUUCUUUGAAGACUUGCAAGUUGGUGAUUUAAUUCGUCGAUCGUAUAGAACGUCAAGUAUCGUGGAAAUGGAUUUAAGGAACGAUGCAUCUCAUUCAUCCGCUUCAAAGUCGCGAAGUUGUAAUAUGUACGACGCAGUUACUCUUGUAGGCAGUAAAGGACUUCAAGAAAUUGAAAAGUACGAUGCUGCAAAAGGUGAUCUAGGUUGGUACAUAUUCAAAACAGCUCGAAAGUUCUGCCAAAAAAGUGCUCCCUUUCAUGAAUCAGAUCAAAAAGAGACUGUAUGCAAUCUUCGCAGUCAUCUCUGCAGACGAAAGAAUGUUUUGGACGGAUUGAAACAAAUUGCUCAUGAGCCUGUCUCUGGAUGGUGGAAAAUAAUUGCACUUUUCUUGACUUUGAUUGCCACCUUAUUAGUGACUGUUAUAUUGCAUUCACGUGAGAUUCGAUAUCAAGCACUAUUUUUUUUAUUCAAAAUUAUUCGGAAGCAAUCUAGUGAAUUUCUUUCGGUAAAAAAAGCAGAUUCGCCUAGAAAUUCUGUCGUUGAGUUGACAGAUAAUCAGAAAAAAGUUCCUGUAGUUUCUCAGUCUGUUCAAAACAUGUAUUCAUCAAAGUUUCUCGAAGAUUUUUCGCCUGAAAAAUGGCUUGGACGAGGGGGAUACGGUGUUGUUUUCAGUUGUCGUAAUCGAUUGGAUGAUCGAAAUUAUGCCGUAAAGCGUAUCGCAGUCAGUAACACGAGUUCAGCAAUCGAACAUGUUAAGCGAGAAGCUCGUGCAAUGGCGCGUCUCGAGCAUCCAGGAAUAAUUCGUUAUUUCCAUACGUGGAUGGAAAAACCGCCGUCUGGUUGGCAGCAAGCAAAAGAUAAAGAAAUUUUGAAAAAUAUUCGUUCUAUUGCUGAUUCGGAAGAUGAAUCUAUGGUUUUAACGGUAGAAAGUAAUCAGGAAAUCAAUCAGGCAAGAAAUCCUACUGAGGAACUAUCAUUCAGUGAGAAAUUAUCUAAAUUACAUUUGAAAACAUUUCUUAUGGAUAAAGAUGGUGCUUCCACUGGUGAUACAAAGGACAUCUCAUGGAUGAACUCUACGAAUGGCACUGGAGUAGAAGCGUCUACAGAAUCAGAGUCCUCAACUGAUAGUGAUAGUAAUCUUCUGGUGCAUCAAAUUACUGCUGUAGCAGCUGAUAGCGACGAUUCAUCGUAUAUUGUUUUUGCUCACAGUGAGAAUUCGUCGUCCUCUCCAGUAGUCGAGAAAAGUAAAUUACAGAAGAAUGGAACGCCAAAUACACUUGAUCCUCCCGUUGUUCUAGUUGCAAGAUGUUUUAAGCUUUGUCAAGAAUUGACGCUCCACAGUUGGCUUCUAAACAAUAAAAAGGAUCGGGAAAUAAAUCAAAUGCGUAGAUGGUUAGCAGAAUUAGUUUGUGCCAUUGAUUAUAUUCACAGUCAGGGACUCAUUCAUAGAGAUCUUAAGCCUCAAAAUAUCUUCUUUUCUGCUGAUAACUGUUUGAAAAUUGGCGAUCUCGGUCUUGCAACAAAUUAUAUCAGUGCAAAACAGACUACUGAUUGCGAAGAAAACGAUAUAGCAAACAUUCCUCAUACUAGUAAUGUCGGUACUCGCUUAUACAUGAGUCCUGAACAGCUAAUGGCUAAACCUUACAAUGAAAAAGUUGAUGUUUUCUCGCUUGGACUUAUUUUUGUUGAACUCAUUAUACCGUUUGAAACGGUUAUGGAACGUAAUCACAUUUUGUCAAACUUGCAAAGCGGUACCAUGCCGAAGUGUUUAGAUGAAUGCCGACCUGAAGAGAAAAAAUUCAUCUCAUGGUUGACGGCUGUUAAUCCUGAACUUCGUCCAUCUGCUCGUGAGUUAGUAGAAUGUGAUUACUUGCGUAAUCAAGUGCAGAUGUUAGGUGUUUCAUACUUUCGUGAGAUAGUUCCUACAAGCUAUGGUUAA
Messenger RNA from Thelazia callipaeda (thelaziosis nematode), 2814 nucleotides. NCBI's taxonomy places the organism in Eukaryota, Metazoa, Nematoda, Chromadorea, Rhabditida, Thelaziidae. The record is from the annotation of a GenBank genome assembly.